AUGUCAAACUUACGACUUAACCAUUUAUCCGUUUUGUCCAUAAAUGUUGAUUUAACUAAGAACCUAGAAUGUGAGAAGCAAAUUAAAGAAUUUGCUAAAGAGAAGUGCAUGAAGGUUUCAAGCCACGGAGAAGUUUGGUCGUUUUGUCGCCCAGAGUAUUUGAUACCAGAAAUUACCAUGAAACCACCAUACAAAAUCGCUAAUGAGAAAUUAGCAGAGUUGGGAAGAAAUGAAAUUAUGCUAGCAGAAAAGGAAAUGCCUGGCUUAAUGGCAUGCCGUCGAAAAUAUGCCCCAAGUAAAAUCCUCAAAGGUGCCAGGAUCGCUGGCAGUCUACAUAUGACCGUACAGACUGCUGUUCUCAUAGAAACCUUAAUCGAGCUUGGUGCUGAGGUGCAGUGGUCCAGCAGUAAUAUUUACAGUACACAAGAUGAAGCUGCAGCAGCUCUGGUCGCUAGAGGUAUACCUAUAUAUGCCUGGAAAGGAGAAACUGAGGAAGAGUACACCUGGUGUAUUGAGCAAACGCUAAUUUUUGCUGAUGGAAAGCCCCUUAACAUGAUACUAGAUGAUGGCGGUGAUCUUACAAAUUUAAUACAUAAAAAGUAUCCCCAGUUACUGGAGGGCGUUAAGGGACUGUCGGAGGAGACUACUACUGGUGUACACAAUUUGUACAAAAUGUUCAAAGAAGGAUCGUUGAAAGUGCCAGCCAUCAACGUCAAUGACUCUGUUACUAAAAGCAAGUUUGAUAAUCUGUAUGGCUGCAGAGAGUCACUUUUAGAUGGUAUCAAAAGGGCAACAGAUAUUAUGAUAGCAGGAAAAGUUUGUGUAGUUGCAGGAUAUGGUGAUGUUGGAAAAGGUUGCGCUCAAGCAUUCAAAGGCUUUGGUGGUAGAGUCAUUGUCACUGAAAUUGAUCCUAUUAAUGCUCUUCAAGCAGCAAUGGAAGGUUUUCAUGUGACUACGAUGGAAGAAGCUGCUGAAACAGGGCAAAUAUUUGUUACAACCACUGGGAACAUCGACAUAAUAAACAAAGAUCAUUUCUUAAGAAUGAAGGAUGAUGCAAUUGUUUGUAAUAUUGGUCAUUUUGAUUGUGAAAUUGAUGUUGCUUGGCUUGAAAACAAUGCUAAAAAGGUUAACAUCAAGCCCCAGGUUGACCGUUAUGAACUAGAAAAUGGAAAUCACAUAAUUGUUCUGGCAGCUGGUAGACUGGUAAACUUAGGUUGUGCAACCGGUCACUCUUCUUUUGUAAUGUCCAACUCUUUUACUAACCAAGUGUUGGCGCAAAUUGAGCUCUGGACCAGACAUAAUGUUUAUCCAGUAGGUGUCCACACCUUACCCAAAAAACUUGACGAAGAAGUUGCAGCAUUGCAUUUGGACCACCUUGGAGUGAAACUUACAAAGCUGACACCAAAACAGGCAAAGUACAUUGGUGUUUCUGUUGAAGGACCUUACAAACCAGAGCACUAUCGAUAUUAA
Molecule: messenger RNA, 1470 nt
Organism: Chilo suppressalis (striped riceborer)
Lineage: Eukaryota; Metazoa; Arthropoda; Insecta; Lepidoptera; Crambidae
Source: the annotation of a GenBank genome assembly